UGCUGCUAUCGAGGAGACGUACUCCAAAUCAAUGAGCAAACUGGCAAAGAUGGCAAGCAAUGGAAGUCCACAGGGGACUUUUGCUCCCAUGUGGGACGUGUUCCGGGUUUCUUCAGACAAACUGGCCCUCUGUCACCUCGAGCUGAUGAGAAAGAUGAACGAUCUAAUCCGGGACAUCAACAAGUAUGGAGACGAGCAGGUCAAAAUUCAUCGCAAGACAAAGGAGGAGAUGGUGGGGACAGUGGAGGCGGUGCAGGCGGUGCAGGUUCAGAGCGGUCACCUUCAGAAGUCAAAGGAGGGAUACCAUGGCAAGUGUUUGGAGCUGGACCGGCUGAGGAAGGAAGGAGCUCCGCUGAAAGAACUGGAGAAAGCAGAGAUGAAGUCUAAGAAGGCGGCCGAGUCGUUCUCAUUGUGCAUCGAGAAGUACAACCGUGUGGGAGGAGAGUUUGAGCAGAAGAUGAGCGAGUCGGCCCAGAAGUUUCAGGAAAUUGAGGAGGCCCACCUGCGUCAGAUGAAACAGCUGAUCAAAGGUUACUCCCACUCAAUAGAGGACACCCAUGUUCAAGUAGGACAGGUCCACGAGGAGUUCAAGCAGAAUGUGGAAAACAUCGGCAUCGAUAACCUUAUCCAGAAAUUUGCAGAGCAGAAAGGCACGGGCAAGGACAGGCCAGCUCUGGUUGGUUUUGAGGAGUACAUGACAGCUCCUGAAGGUGGGAAGAAGAGUCGCGCAAAAGCCUUCAGGAUCCCCGGGCUCGGCAAGAGGGACAAGGAGCCAGACUCUACAGACUCAGCUGUGACAGAAGCACUUGUAAGUAUGAAAAAAAUUUGACUCCCUAAAUCCCCCCCUGAUUAUCAGUCCUGUCAGACUCCCAAAGAUUCAGUUGUUGCUGC
This is a messenger RNA of Labrus bergylta (ballan wrasse), 891 nucleotides long. NCBI's taxonomy places the organism in Eukaryota, Metazoa, Chordata, Actinopteri, Labriformes, Labridae. The record is from RefSeq and is a predicted model, not a curated record.